Molecule: messenger RNA, 962 nt
Organism: Anthonomus grandis grandis
Lineage: Eukaryota; Metazoa; Arthropoda; Insecta; Coleoptera; Curculionidae
Gene: aph-1
Product: gamma-secretase subunit Aph-1
Exons: 1
Coding region: 94-816 (240 amino acids)
Biological process (GO): Notch signaling pathway; protein processing; positive regulation of catalytic activity
Cellular component (GO): endoplasmic reticulum; membrane; gamma-secretase complex
Molecular function (GO): protein-macromolecule adaptor activity
Source: RefSeq, a predicted model, not a curated record
UCUUGACAAUUGCUAAAAAUAUAAACAAACCACAAAAACUGAAUCACCACCAAAAACUACAAUAAUUCACCAAAAAGACACAAUAAUUUAAAAAUGACUGUCAUGGAGUUCUUUGGAUGCACAUUUUUGGCCUUCGGGCCACCAUUCGCGAUGUUCCUGUUUACAAUAAUUCAAGAUCCCGUCAGAGUAAUAAUACUCAUCGCUGCCGCCUUCUUUUGGCUACUGUCCCUACUGUUAUCCGGCCUUUUGUGGUUUGCAGUGGUGCCCCUUCGUCAGUAUUUAAUGUUCGGAGUAGUGUUCUCAGUUUUCUUUCAAGAAGGAUUCCGCUACAUUAUCUACAAGAUCCUACGUAAAGCCGAAAAUGGCCUAAUGAAGAUAACUGAUGACCAUGCCACUUUAAUAGACAACAAACAUAUUUUGGCAUAUGUGAGUGGACUAGGAUUUGGUAUUAUUAGUGGAGCCUUCUCUUUAGUGAACAUCUUGGCUGAUGCCAUAGGGCCAGGCACAAUGGGACUGAAAAGUGGCAAUGAAAUGUUCUUUCUCUCCAGCUCGGCGACCACUUUGUGUUUCAUUCUAUUAAACACUUUUUGGAGUGUAAUUUUCUUUAACGGUUGGGACAAUAAAAGUAAAUUGCAGAUCGGAUAUGUCUUGGCGAGCCAUUUAAUUGCAUCAUGUUUGACAUUUUUUAAUAGAUACCAUGUUUAUUCAGCAACUUUGGUACCUUUGUAUCUGAUUACAACAAUUACUGGACUAUAUGCUUUUAGGGUUGCCGGAGGAAGUUAUUUAAGUGUAAAAGCAUUUUUUGGAUGUCAUUAAAAAUAGCUUUAUUUGCAGACUAAUAGAGUGUAAUUUGAGUAAAUUGAGUAACAUUAUUAUAGUAUUAAUUUAAUUUAGGCAAUAGGUAAAAGUAGCUUUGUAAGUUUUAUAAAUUUGUGUCUAAUAAAUUAUUAUGUACCUAAAUA